UAUAAACUUUAUUUUUAUGCGAUGUCGAAUUUUAAUGAGAUACGUAUAAUUUUAAUUUCGUUGGCUGUAUAAGUUAUUACUUUCGUCUUUUUCCAUCUACCACACCUUGGCAACAGUUGUCAUAGCGCCAACAUUCGAAAAUAAAUACUGCAAGCAAUCAUCUACCCGCGAACGAAAAUAAAAAUAAUUAUAGGAUAGUUUUUUCAAUCAAUCUACAAUAAAUUAAUAAUAUAUCAUCAAGACUAUUUCAGCUACAAAUAUGUCGAUGCCGGCACUAAGACAACCAAAAAUCAAUGCCGAAGAAAAAAAGACCGCGAAAUAUUAUUGCGAACCUCAAAAUUUCUUGAUAGUGAACCUUAAUGAUGGAAAGAAGCUUGUUGUGUCAUCAGAUGCUUACCACGGGAUUCUGACGAGCGGUGUGCUGUACAGAUGCGUCUUCUGUGAAUUUGAGAUGAUCCGAGAUGUAAUGUGUAAAGAACGCCACAAGAACUCACAGAACCAUAGAACGAUCUUAGAAAGUUACCCACACAUGGCGGAUUUUAAAGAAAAUUUAAUCAGAAAGUUAAAUGGUCCAAACUAUUACUGCACAAUAUGCAAUCUGGUAAUAGCAGCACAGGCGUUGAACAAACACUUGACUGCCGAAGAUCAUCUAAAGGAGUUAUCGAAAGCAACUACAAGAGUUGCAGCUUACAAACCAAUAAAUUAGACAAUAUUAAAUUAAUUCUUGUCAUAAAUCUUAAUAUAUUUUUUUUGUAAUUAUUUAUAUGAAGGUUGUUGUCUUUUUUUUCUCAAGUCCCUGGUAG
This is a messenger RNA of Trichoplusia ni (cabbage looper), 803 nucleotides long. RefSeq lists its product as uncharacterized. The record is from RefSeq and is a predicted model, not a curated record. The transcript has 2 exons. The coding region runs from base 260 to 706 and encodes 148 amino acids. NCBI's taxonomy places the organism in Eukaryota, Metazoa, Arthropoda, Insecta, Lepidoptera, Noctuidae.